AUGAAGCCGUUUCUACUAAUACUGACUAUUCAUGCUCUCUUUAAACGAGCUCUCACCCAACAACCAACAUAUACUUGUCCCAACAACGCAAACCCUUUAAUUGCAAAUAGCGGAACAAAUUUAUUUUGCACUUCGGUUGGAAGCACAUCAGAUUGCCCAACAAGUUCGUCAUGCGUUCAAUCUGCAAAUAUGCCAAGUAUUCUCAUUUGCUGCUCUUCGGCAAGCUCAGUGACGCCGGUGUGUCCGAAUAAUGCCGUUGCUCAAACGUCAGCCGAGGGCUACGUCGCAUGCAAUAUUAAUAACCCUAUAUGCAAUUCUGGAUAUCAAUGCGUACAAUCAAUGAAUGUUCCUUCAUUGAGCAUCUGCUGCUCAACUUCUUCCCAAACUACUAUGUGUCCCACAGAUUUUACGCCUGUCAUUGAUACAAAUGGCCUGACAAUAACAUGCAGUCCGUCAUCUUCAAACUGUCCGAGUGAAUCUUCGUGCAUGCAAAGCACGUUCAAUUCAGCAUUUAUUUGCUGUAGGUCAUCAACAUCUACGAGAAUUUGUCCAAAUCAGCAAAAUGCAUUGAUCACUAAUAAUAAUCUUGAAAUGUGCACAACGCCGGGAACUCAAUGCUCUCAAAUUGGCUACACAUGUCAGUUUUCCAGUCUUCUCGGAGCCUAUGUUUGUUGCGGAAAUGGCGCGAUCGAUAACGGAGUUCCAAAAUGUGCCGACAAUCGACCGACGUAUCAGCAAAUUGUUGGGGAGACGUACACAUGCGAUUCGAAUGCUAGAUGUCCCAGCGGGUAUGAUUGUGCACCAUCGGAUGAUCCAUUCAUAGAUGUUUGUUGUUUGACGGGAGCGACGCCGAUUCCCGAAAAUAUCGCUUGCCCCGAUGGCUGGAAUCCAUACCGGAAUGAGGUUGACAACUCAGUAAGGACCUGCGACGCUGUUCAAGACACAAGUUGUCCGGUCGGGUUCUCUUGUGCUCCGUCAUCUCGUCCAUCCCAAUUCCUUUGCUGUCGACUAGCGUCUGCUCUAGUUUGUAUCAAUGGUAGGACAUUGUUGAUAAAUGGUUCGCCAAAACUUUGCCGUCCUUCACCGAUCAGUCAAUGCCCUUACAACUACUCGUGCCAACAGAGUAUCAAUCCAACCGUCACUGUUUGCUGCUCCGACACCUAA
Molecule: messenger RNA, 1164 nt
Organism: Caenorhabditis bovis
Lineage: Eukaryota; Metazoa; Nematoda; Chromadorea; Rhabditida; Rhabditidae
Source: the annotation of a GenBank genome assembly